AUGGGCCGCGCUGCCGAUGUCGACCUGUUCCAGGCCCGCGCUGCCCUGCAACAUUCGCAGAGCAAAGACGUGUCGAUCCCCAGAGAGUUCCUGGCUCAGAUUGUGGAGGAGCUGAUUCAAUGCCGCGAGUCCCAUUCAUCGAUUGCGGAGAUUGACCGCGAGUGCUCGCAGCUGCGCAAGGAGCUGCGGAAACAUACGCAUAUCAACGAGGCGUUUCAGAAGGAGUUGCGGGAGAUCGGGGAACUGAUUACCCAGGUUGCCCAUGGAGAUCUUUCGCAGCGCGCGCGGAUGCAUCCGCUGGAGAUGUCUCCCGAUAUUGCGACCUUCAAGUUGACGAUCAAUACGAUGAUGGACCAGCUUCAGGUCUUUAGCCAGGAAGUCUCCAAGAUCGAGGGCAUUCAGGGAAUCUGGGCCGAGUUGACGGUAAAUGUCAACGCGAUGGCCAAUAACCUGACAACCCAAGUCCGGGAUAUUACGACUGUGACGACUGCGGUGGCGAAGGGUGAUUUGACUCGCAAAGUGCAAGCCGACUGCAAGGGAGAGAUUCUAGUGUUGAAGACCAUCAUCAACUCCAUGGUUGACCAACUCCGCGAGUUUGCCAAUGAAGUGAGCCGUGUUGCCCGGGAGGUGGGUUCUGAUGGUACCCUUGGUGGUCAAGCGGUUGUCCAUGGCGUGGAAGGCACAUGGAAGAACUUGACUGAGAACGUGAACUUGAUGGCAUCCAACCUGACGCAACAAGUCCGCGAGAUUGCCAACGUUACGACCGCUGUGGCGCGCGGUGAUCUCGGGCUGAAAGUGACCGCGGACGUCAAGGGAGAGAUAUUGGAUCUCAAACUCACGAUCAAUGCUAUGGUCGACCGUCUGAAUCAAUUCGCCUCCGAAGUGAACCGAGUCGCUCGCGAAGUGGGCACCAAUGGUACCCUGGGCGGACAGGCGCAGGUCGAAAAUGUCGAAGGACAAUGGCGAAAUCUGACGGACAACGUGAAUACCAUGGCCCAGAACUUGACCAUGCAAGUUCGUCAGAUUUCAAACGUGACACAAGCGAUUGCUCGUGGCGACUUGAGUACGAAGAUCGAAGUCCAUGCGCAAGGCGAGAUCUUGACGCUCAAAGAGACCAUUAAUAGCAUGGUCGAUGGACUUAAGCAGUUUGCGACAGGUGUGAAAAGUGUGGCAAGAGAUGUAGGUGUUCGAGGACAGCUCGGCGGCCAGGCGCAUGUAGAAGGCUUCCUCGGCAUUUGGCGCUCAAUCAGUGAAGAUGUCAACACUAUGGCAGACAACCUGACAUCCCAAGUGAGGGCCUUCGGGGAGAUGACAGAAGCGGCGAUGAGCGGUGACUUUACUUCCCUGAUUACUGUCUCGGCAUCUGGUGAAAUGGACGAUCUCAAACAGAAGAUCAAUAAGAUGAUCUCCAGUCUGCGAGAAAGUAUCCAACGCAAUACGGCGGCCCGAGAGGCCGCAGAGUUGGCGAACCGCAGCAAGUCCGAGUUCCUCGCCAAUACAAGUCAUGAGAUCCGAACCCCAAUGAAUGGUAUCAUUGGCCUCACCAGUCUUGCAUUGGAUACCGACGACCUUCCAGCAUCUAUUCGCGACACAUUAAGCAUGGUUCACAGCCUAGCAUUCAGUCUUCUAACAAUUAUUGAUGACAUACUCGACAUUUCCAAGAUUGAAGCCAACCAUAUGAUCAUUGAGAAGACCGCUUUCAGUCUGAGCAGUACUGUAUUCAACGUAUUGAAAGCUUUCGACAUCCAAGCUGCGGAGAAGGCCCUAAGUUUGAUAUACACUGUUGAUGGGAAUGUACCCGACUACCUUAUGGGCGAUGCCUAUCGAAUUCGCCAAGUCAUGAUGAACUUGAUCGGAAAUGCGAUCAAAUUCACAGAUCAUGGAGAGAUCCGCGUCUCCAUCAAGCACAUCGAGGACAAAUCUUGCCCAACUGAUGCAACAUUUGAAUUCUCGGUUACCGACUCAGGAAUUGGGAUUGAAGAGAGUAAAUUAAGCCUCAUAUUCGACAAGUUCCAACAAGCAGAUGGGUCCAUGACCCGCCGCUUCGGAGGGACCGGCCUAGGACUCGCCAUUUCCAAACGACUUGUCUCCUUGAUGGGCGGAGACAUAUGGGUCAAGUCUAACCCAGGAAAGGGCAGUACAUUUGCCUUUACCUGCAAACUAAAGAUCGGCGAACCGCCGGCAGCUCUUUUUGAACAGGUCAUGCCCCAUCGUGGACGCCGAUUCUUGGUGAUUAGCGAUGACCCCGAGACAGAGAGAUUUACCUUACAGAUGUUGCAUGAACUUGGACUGCAGUCGAUCACAAUUCCCGCCAAGCAGAUUCUUACAGGCCAGUUCAAAGCGCAAAAGGACAUGAAGUUGGGCGCGAUACUAGUUUCGAGUAUAGACACGGCAGUUGCUCUGCGUGCCUGUGAAAACUUCUCAGCCAUACCUAUGGUCAUUACUGCGCGCCGCAUAUCGAUAGCGCUGAAAACUACCACUGCUCUUGGUAUCACCUCUUAUGUUGCCAUUCCAUGCCGCCCCAUCGAUCUGUGGAAUGGAGUCCUUAUUGCCCUCGGAAAUCGCACCGAGUUUGCUCACUCCGGCGAUACGCGUCCGCUGUCUAUUUUACUCGCCGAAGAUAACGAAGUCAAUGUGAAAGUAGCGGUUCGCAUCCUCGAAAAAGCCAAGCACAUCGUCACUGUAGUGGGCAACGGCCAACAAGCUCUGAAAGAGUUCGAGAAUGGCCAAUACGACGUCAUCCUCAUGGACGUUCAAAUGCCCGUGAUGGGCGGCUUUAAGGCAACAGGGAGGAUCCGUCAGAUUGAGAAGAUGCAAAGCUUACCUCGUACUCCGAUCGUUGCACUUACCGCACAUGCUAUGCUGGGCGAUCGUGAGAAGUGCCUCGAGGCUGGCAUGGAUGACUACGUCUCCAAACCGCUGCAACCAAAUCAAAUGAUGGAGACCAUAUUGAAGACUUCGGCCAUGAAGCUGUCAUCGCCCUCUUCAAAAUCACCAAUGACAGAGACAUUGGAGAUAAUAAAUUGA
Messenger RNA from Penicillium chermesinum, 3027 nucleotides. RefSeq names its product CheY-like superfamily. NCBI's taxonomy places the organism in Eukaryota, Fungi, Ascomycota, Eurotiomycetes, Eurotiales, Aspergillaceae. Bases 1 to 3027 code for a protein of 1008 amino acids. Gene Ontology annotation, cellular component: membrane. Gene Ontology annotation, molecular function: phosphorelay sensor kinase activity. The record is from RefSeq and is a predicted model, not a curated record. The transcript has 3 exons. Gene Ontology annotation, biological process: cellular hyperosmotic response; phosphorelay signal transduction system; phosphorylation.